AUGCAUCAACCUAAUAUCAUUAACUGGGAUCUAUUCGCUACGCUAGCCGGCUUUUGGGAAGAUUCCGCAAUGGACAAUAUCGACGAGGAAUAUGACUGGCUCGUUGAACACCUUCACGACUGCACGAAGAAGGCUGAGAGAUUUAAAACCACGAAGAGACACCUAAAGGCGAUAAAGGAAGACCUUAAAGAGGGAAGAGCAGAAGUGCUGGCUGAAGCUGCAGAGGCGAGGAGAAGCAUCCGCUAUGCCCGCAGAGACUUCGCCAGUCGCAAGACGAGGAUGACUGCUCUCCGGAACCCAGAGGGAACAACCAUUGCAUCGAGAAGGGAAAUGGAGGAAAUCAUGUACGACUUUUUCUUUGAUCUCUGUGGAAGAUCAGCAAGACCGAUUGAAAAAGUCUUGGAUGAAGGACAGCAAUGCGAGCAAGCAGGGUUUCGAAAAGGAUUCAGCAGGAUUAACCACAUCCACACUGUUUCGAAGCUCAUCGAGGUAUCACGAGAGUACAAGAUGCCGCUCUGUCUCACCUUCAUCGACCUGAAGAAGGCCUUCGACUCAGUAGAGACGGAAGCAGUCGAGGAAGCCUUGGACAACCAAGGCGUCCCUACUCAGUUCAUAAAGGGUGAUACAAUUUCACCCAAAAUAUUCACAGCCACCCUCGAGAACGCAAUGCGAAAGUUGAAAUGGGACGACAUGGGAGUGAAGGUUGAUGGUCGGCAGCUACACCAUUUGCGCUUUGCUGAUGAAAUCGUACUGAUAACACCUAACAUCAGCCAAGCAGAACGAAUGCUGACCGAUUUCGACGAAAUAUGUGGAUGCAUCGGUCUACAAAAGAAGACGUUCAUGCGGAACGGAUGGGUCUCGGAUGCCCUAUUCACGAUCAACGGAACGAACAUAUCCGAAUCCACCAGCUACGUUUAUCUGGGUCGGAAAUUGAACAUGAAAAGCGACCUGACCCCCGAGCUGGACAGGAGGAGACGAGCGGUUUGGGGAGCGUACAAGAGCAUCGAGGAUGUAGUGAAGAAGACCAGGAACACCCAGCUCCAAGCUCACCUCUUCAAUACCACCGUACUUCCUGCUUUGACCUAUGCUUCGGGAAGCUGGGCAUUUUGCAAGCAGGAAGAAAACGCGGUGAGCGUCAUUGAACGCGCAAUUGAGAGAGUGAUGCUAGGAGUAUCCCGUUUCACGCAAGUGAGGGACGGGAUUCGAAGUUAUCUCCUGUGUCACCGAUCGAGAUUAGAGACGCCGUCGCGUUUGCCAAGGAAAGUAGAAUAA
Necator americanus (New World hookworm) is the source of this 1272-nucleotide messenger RNA. RefSeq lists its product as uncharacterized. NCBI's taxonomy places the organism in Eukaryota, Metazoa, Nematoda, Chromadorea, Rhabditida, Ancylostomatidae. The record is from RefSeq and is a predicted model, not a curated record. The transcript has 4 exons. Bases 1 to 1272 code for a protein of 423 amino acids.